Gigantopelta aegis is the source of this 693-nucleotide messenger RNA. RefSeq names its product SNF-related serine/threonine-protein kinase-like. Gene Ontology annotation, cellular component: cytoplasm. Gene Ontology annotation, biological process: protein phosphorylation; microtubule cytoskeleton organization; intracellular signal transduction. The annotation marks the transcript as partial. Gene Ontology annotation, molecular function: ATP binding; tau-protein kinase activity; protein serine/threonine kinase activity. The transcript has 4 exons. The record is from RefSeq and is a predicted model, not a curated record. NCBI's taxonomy places the organism in Eukaryota, Metazoa, Mollusca, Gastropoda, Neomphalida, Peltospiridae.
AUGGCGUCCAAGAUUGCAGGUCUAUAUGAUAUGGAAGACACGUUAGGAUCAGGCCAUUUUGCUGUCGUGAAAAGUGCUCGCCAUGUUUUUACAGGUAAGUUAUGGCUAUUAAAGUCAUUGAUAAAACAAAAACUUGAUGAAGUGUCUAAAGCUCACCUUUAUCAAGAAGUUCGGUGUAUGAAGUUGGUGACUCAUCCAUCUAUUAUACGUCUUUAUGAGGUGAUAGAUACCCAGACAAAGUUAUAUCUUAUUGAAGAGCUCGGUGAAGGAGGGGACUUGUAUGAUUUUAUCAUGAAACAUCCAACUGGAGUUGCUGAAGAUUUAGGCAGAAAAAUAUUUCGUCAGGCCGUGUCAGCAAUACAGUUUUGUCAUCAGCUUCACGUUGUACACAGGGAUCUCAAACCAGAAAAUCUUGUAUUUUGUAAGACUGCUGAUGAUAAUUUACAUAUAAAACUUACAGACUUUGGUCUCUCUCGGACCUUCAUGCCCGGUGAAAUGAUCGAAUCAUCAUGUGGUUCUUUAGAAUACUCUGCUCCAGAAAUACUUCUUGAGACUCCUAUGAUCCUCCAAAAAGUUGGUAAGUCCUUCCAAAUUCCAAUUAGAUACAAUUAUUUGGUAUUUCGAAAAAAAAAAAAAAAAAAAAAAAAAAAAAAAAAAAAAAAAAAAAAAAAAAAAAAAAAAAAAAAAAAAAAA